This is a messenger RNA of Nematostella vectensis (starlet sea anemone), 1579 nucleotides long. Its product is annotated as hydroxymethylglutaryl-CoA lyase, mitochondrial. Gene Ontology annotation, biological process: ketone body biosynthetic process; L-leucine catabolic process. The record is from RefSeq and is a predicted model, not a curated record. Bases 83 to 1087 code for a protein of 334 amino acids. Gene Ontology annotation, molecular function: hydroxymethylglutaryl-CoA lyase activity. Lineage: Eukaryota; Metazoa; Cnidaria; Anthozoa; Actiniaria; Edwardsiidae. The transcript has 11 exons.
UAGUUAUUCGGCGUUGAUAGGUUAGUCGAUUUAUUGUCGGCGACUGUUAGGGGAAUUAAGCGCCAUUUUGUUUGGAUUCGAAAUGAUCCGGUCAUCUUCGCUGAGAAGAGUUUGGAGGACAAGGGAACUUUCGUUAUACUUUUACAGUCAGUCAAGGCAGCUUGCUUCAGCGGCUCCAGGUGCAAAUCAAGUGAAGAUAGUGGAAGUUGGACCACGUGAUGGACUGCAGAAUGAAAAGACAAUUAUCCUUACUGAAACCAAGAUAAAGCUCAUUAAUAAGCUGUCAGAGACUGGGCUACCUGUGAUUGAGGCUACAAGCUUUGUUUCUCCUAAAUGGGUUCCACAGAUGGCUGACCAUGUGGAAAUCAUGAAAGGAAUUGAUAGAAAACCUGGUGUAUCUUAUCCUGUCUUAACACCUAACCUGAAGGGUUUUGAGUCCGCUCUUGCUGCUGGGGCAAAGGAGGUGGCCAUAUUUGGUGCUGCGUCUGAGUCAUUCAGUAGGAAGAACAUCAACUGUUCAAUAAAGGAGAGUCUUGCCAGGUUUGAGGCAGUUUGUCAGGCUGCAAAAGAUAAUGAUGUCAAAGUCAGAGGCUAUGUUUCAUGUGUGGUUGGAUGCCCUUAUGAAGGCGAAAUCAACCCAAAAGCUGUUGCAGAGGUGGCAUACAUCAUGCACGAGAUGGGCUGUUAUGAAAUUUCGCUUGGUGAUACCAUUGGGGUGGGAACCCCAGGGUCUAUAAGACUGAUGCUCGAAGAAGUUGUAAGCAGGCUACCAACUAGUGCAUUAGCCAUUCAUUGUCAUGACACCUAUGGACAAGCAUUGGCCAACAUUCUAGUCUCCCUACAGGUUGGCAUUCGUACAAUUGAUGCUAGCGUCAGUGGACUGGGAGGGUGUCCAUAUGCUGCGGGUGCCUCAGGGAAUGUCUCCACAGAGGAUGUAGUCUAUAUGCUUAAUGGGCUUGGCCUUCGCACUGGUGUUGAUUUGCACAAGUUGAUAAAAGUUGGUGAAUUCAUCUGCUCUGACCUGGGAAGGCCCUCAGGCUCUAAGGUGACCCAGGCUGUCAUUAGUGCCCAGACCCCAAGCAGAUAGCAUAGAUUAUUAGUGCCCAGACCCCUGGCAGGUAGCAUAGAUUAUUAGUGCCCAGAUCCCAAGCAGAUAACAUAGAUCAAUAGUGCCCAGAUCCCAAGCAGAUAGCAUCGAUGUGUAUUGCGUGACAGGAUGUGACAAGAUAAUAAUAGGUAUCAGUAUAAAUCCACGCACAUACUAUUACGAAUCUCGCAAUUUGAUUGGCUCCCGUACUCACCAUUUAUUGAGCCAUAGGUAGUGAAUAGCGAAAAAGCUGGCGUUUUCGCGCCAUAAGCGGUUAUCUAUUACUGAUAAUUCAUUUCUCGGUAAUAGAUUGUUUUUCGAAGGUAGUAUGUGAGUGGAUUUAUACUAAAACAAUUAGACUACUCGUUCUCGUUUUCUAUGAGUCAAAUACGGGGCUACGCGCCUCGUUGAGUAUCUAUUGACUCAUAGAAUACUCGAACUGGUAGUCUAAUAGUUAAAUAGUCAAAAAACACCAGUUGCAUAUCACCGAUG